Rhizophagus irregularis DAOM 181602=DAOM 197198 is the source of this 1843-nucleotide messenger RNA. The record is from RefSeq and is a predicted model, not a curated record. Lineage: Eukaryota; Fungi; Glomeromycota; Glomeromycetes; Glomerales; Glomeraceae.
CUUAAAUAAUAUAAAAAUUAUUUGUAAGCCAGAAAUGACAGAAAUCACAGACGAAGAAUUUGAAUCAUUUUUAGAAACGUUUAUUCCUGAACCUGAUAGCGAAAGCGAUAAUAAAGAAAAUAAUAUCAAUUUCCUGAAUAAAAAUGGGCACAAUGUCCUUCCGUCUUCAAGUAAUAACUAUAAUAAUAUGCAAAAUAAGGAUUUUGAAUGGUUAAAUUCUCAAAAAGAAAAUGGUAUCAAAGAAAUCAAUGAAAUAAAUGUUAUUUUCCAUGUUCAUUUGCCAGAGAAUAUUGAAAAACAUGGAUAUCCUGUAGUCCUUGGUAAUGUAAAAGAAUUAGGAUUGUGGGAAAAACCUAUUGUGCAACUUCAUCAACCAUAUCCUCAACAUCCAACAUAUUGGCAAUCUGAUCCAGUCACAAUUUCUGUAUUAAAUACAAGUGACAUACAGUAUAAAUAUGUUAUUCAUGUAACUAGAAGCCUCUUACAAAGUGGAAAAAAUGUGUUUGAAGGAAAUGAUGAUCAAGAAAGUCGCAUUUUGAAUAUUCUGAGGAUUGAUCAGUUUGAUAUAUGGAAAAAUAUUAAUUUAUCUGAAAGAUAUUGUAUUCAUCACAAUAAUAUAGACGACUUUGCUUUUGUAGAUUAUAUUUAUAAUACUAUCAAGGAAAAUAAUCUUAGAAAUAAAGUUGAAGAAUAUCAACAUUUGUUAACUCAUUAUACAGAACUUACGGUCUGGGCUUUACGUCUUAAAUUCAUUGUAAAUCGUAUGGAAGAUAAACUUAAAGAAAAAAGACUAUUCUUAUGUCUUCUCCUGGGAUAUUAUGUUCAAAGAUAUGGACAUUAUGAAUUAUCAGCUUCUUUUAUAUCUGAGCGUUUGCUUAAAGCACUUGAAAACUACAAACAAGAAACUUUACCUUUAGACAUUAGAGAGAAAAUGAACACUGGUAUUACAACUUUAGUUCAACAUAAUGCUUUUCAUAUGAAGUUUGAUUGGCUCAUUAUUUUUACAAUCGCGGCUGAAGUUGAUCCCAAUUAUACCUUCAUUGAACAUUUAAAAACUUUGAAAUAUCCUAAUGAUUUAUUGGCAAAGUUUAUUAAAGAGGUUAAAAUAAUUAUACCUUAUAUCAAGGGUAUUGAAUUUAAAAAUUAUGUUAAAAUUGGCAAGUGGUUAAUUCAAUUAUGUCAUAAUAUGGACUCCCUCUUUAAACUCUGGAAUGAUAUUCUUUUGCAUUAUAUUGCAUUUGAUAAAAGUGUUUCUAAGUGUUUUAUUGAUCGAAUUCGAGCGAAUAUUUCUCACGGCAAAUCUAUUGCUAAUGAUAGUCUCGGAGAGGAAAUUAUUCAAUCAUUAGAGUUGAUAUCUCAGUCUCACACUUUGGAAUUAUUAAAUAUAUUUCCAGAAAUUUUAGAUAAUUGUUUUCGUAAUGAAUUCUCUGAGAAAAUACCAAAAAUCUGUAUAACUUGGUUUAAAAAUCUUUUAUUAAAACUUAAUAUAAGUAAAAUCAAUAAAUUAUCAUAUGAAAGCGACUUUAUUUUUUCGGUAUUUCAACAGUUAGAUCGUAUAUAUCCUUUACUUAAUCAAAGAAAUAAUAUUUGGCGAGAUUUAACAAGUAUUGCCAUAGAAAGAGUAAAGAAAUUUUCAGAUGCUCAAAUUUUUGCUGCAACAAAACUGAUAGUACAAAUAAAAGUAAAUUAUGUCAAACAUUUAUUUUUAGAAAUAGUAAAAGAAAUAUUAAACAAAACUGUCCGACAAAUCAAUGAUUGGUUACUAAGUAAAAUAUUUAUAAUUUGCGAUUGUAAAGGCAAGACAUUAGUAGUUCCAAAUUCGAUGAGCGAAGAUAUUUUAUAU